Molecule: messenger RNA, 339 nt
Organism: Adineta steineri
Lineage: Eukaryota; Metazoa; Rotifera; Eurotatoria; Adinetida; Adinetidae
Source: the annotation of a GenBank genome assembly
AUGGAACAUAAUAUUGCUAAACAAAUAGUACAAGCGAAUCGUUCUUCAUUAAAACAAAAUUGGUCAACCAGUAUUUUACGAGAAGAAAUUGCAACUCUUAAUGAAUCGAUUACGGGCCAUCGACAAGCACCUACUUAUGUAACAGAUACUGAAACUCAACGUGAAUAUCAAAAUCCAACUAUAAAACGUAUAGAAUAUUUAAAACAAACAGAACAAAAUCUAUACGGUCGUUUUGCUCAUACACCUAAUCGAACUCCACCAAGUGGUAUAGUACCCACAUAUGAUGCGAAAAAAUAUCCGGAUGUUAUUCCCCGUUUUCAUUUACCUAAGAUACCAUAA